This is a messenger RNA of Saitoella complicata NRRL Y-17804, 819 nucleotides long. RefSeq lists its product as uncharacterized. Gene Ontology annotation, cellular component: CCR4-NOT complex. Lineage: Eukaryota; Fungi; Ascomycota; Saitoellomycetes; Saitoellales; Saitoellaceae. Bases 1 to 819 code for a protein of 272 amino acids. The transcript has 2 exons. The record is from RefSeq and is a predicted model, not a curated record. Gene Ontology annotation, biological process: mRNA catabolic process; negative regulation of translation.
AUGGUGUUACAGCUGAAAACUAGGACGGCUAAGGAGGUGUUGGGGGAUUUGAACGUUUAUGCGCCGCCGGAACGGAUAGAGGAGAGUAUAGUGGGGGCGUUGAGGGAGCAAGGGGUUGAGGAGCCUGCGCCGUUCGUAUACAGUCACGGCCAUGGAAACGGGAACGACAAAGCAGUAGAGAAAAAACAGACAAGGGCGGAAAUGAAGGAGGAGGUGGAGGGUGAUGAUGGGCCGGAUACGGAUCCGACGACGGUGGGGAGUGAGGAUGAGGUGUAUGAGGAGUUAUUGACGAAGGCUUCGGAGGAAGCAUUAUCGAAGAAAGACUCAGAGACAUUGCUGGACCACUGCCACCUGGCCGCCUGCCACGCCAGUAUGAUGUUCCCGGACACGAUACAGGGAUUGUUACAGCACAACCCACAAAUCGCACUCCGGGUUCUCACAACAUUAUUACAUACUGAACAGAGGCAGGAUACGUUAUCUGCAAUCGCCCGCCUCCCGACCUCCCUCCCAACCCUCGAAACCCUCAACGCUCUCUUCGCCUCCGACCCCGCCCUCCUCUACACCGACAACCUCCUCCACAACUUCCUCGCGCACACAGCACGACAUCUCGAAUCACUCGAUAAAGGUGAAGAGAGGGCAAGGCGAGUGAGGUUGGUGUGUUUGUUUGUGAUGACGUUGGUGAGGGGGGAGGUUAUUGGGUUGCAGGAGUAUUGGUUAGAUCUCUGGGGGGUGUUAAGAGGGAAUUUGUGGGUUGAGGAGGCGGCGGUGGUGUUUGGGGAGGUUGGGAUGUUUGGGGAGGAGGAAGGGAUGGGCGGGUGA